AUGGAAGACCGCUACAUCCCAAACACCCAUUCCCGGCAGGGUCCUCUCCGCUUAACGGAGACACCAGAGAUCUGCGUCCGGCGAGCGCUGGAGCACAUCGUUGCUGAAGCACCACCCCGUCCUGAGUACAAUCAUCAUCAUUGCCAUGGCCUUUUCUCUGGUCCAACAGCCCUGGCAUUCUUAUUCUACAGGGUCGGCUAUAUCUAUCCUACUAUAAAGAUCGGAAAUCUUUCCCUUCGUUACUGGAUGAAUCUAUACAUUAGUGCCAGACGCAUUGGAGCUCCAUCCUCCCGAUGCGGUCUGACGAGCGAGAUCGCGGGGCUAGCGACUGUCAAGACCUUAUUGGACAGGCACAAUGCGCCAACACUUCUCAGAGAAUUAAACGAGAUCAUCAAGAACACCCAGGGUCCUCAUGAACUACUCUACGGCCUGUCUGGUCUUUUAUACAUGAUCCGUCUCGUGGAGUUUUGGUACCCAGAUCUCACUUCUUGCUUUGCCGAGAUCAAGAACAGGAUCAUCGACCGCAUCAUUGCCGCUGGUCCAGACUGGACCUGGCACGAAAAGCGGUAUAUUGGCGUUGCCCACGGCGAUAUGGGGAUCCUGACGCAACUGAUUCUGACGGAUCCGAACUUGGCAAAGGGGUCGUUCGCUAACAGUAAACUAGAUCUCUUGUUGAAUCUGCAGCAGAGCGAUGGCAACUGGCCUACGAAGGAGGGUGAAGGUAGAGGGGGAAGCACCUUAUGCAAAUCUGCCACGGGGCCCCCGGGUUUGUCAUUUCUCUGGAGUCUUUGCGACCAUUCUUUCCCAACAUGA
Penicillium daleae is the source of this 813-nucleotide messenger RNA. Its product is annotated as abscisic acid aba receptor. Lineage: Eukaryota; Fungi; Ascomycota; Eurotiomycetes; Eurotiales; Aspergillaceae. The record is from RefSeq and is a predicted model, not a curated record. The coding region runs from base 1 to 813 and encodes 270 amino acids. Gene Ontology annotation, cellular component: plasma membrane. Gene Ontology annotation, biological process: carbohydrate metabolic process; peptide modification. The transcript has 2 exons.